Molecule: messenger RNA, 1198 nt
Organism: Spinacia oleracea (spinach)
Lineage: Eukaryota; Viridiplantae; Streptophyta; Magnoliopsida; Caryophyllales; Amaranthaceae
Product: antiviral protein I
Exons: 2
Coding region: 176-1039 (287 amino acids)
Biological process (GO): negative regulation of translation
Molecular function (GO): rRNA N-glycosylase activity
Source: RefSeq, a predicted model, not a curated record
AUAAUUAAUUUGUUGUGUUCCUAAGCAAGUCCAUAACUCAGCCUCCUAUUUAAAGAAGGUAGCAAUUCAGUGAGUUGUAAGUCUUGUGACACUAAACUAUCACUCAUAACUAAGUUUACUAUUCAUUUUGUACAUCAUCAACGCCUCAACACAUUUCGGUGACAGAACGGUAGAAAUGGAACGGAAAACAGUGAAGAGUUUUGUGGUGGUAGCGAUAUCAAUAUGGGUGAUACUAGUUGAAGCAAUUAUAACAGCGUCAGGUCUAGAUUUGGACGUAGGAAUUGCUACAAAAACAACCUACUCCAAACUGUUAACCGACAUUCGUGAUAAUGUCAAGGAUCCGAAACUUAAGUAUGGAGGUACCAACAUACCAGUAAUGGCAAAAGAAGGAACAUCCAAGUUACUUUUGAUUGAUCUCAAGUCAUCAGAUGGAAAGACAAUCACGAUAGGUAUCAGUAAAGAAGAUAAGUUCAAUUUAUACGUACAAGGCUAUCUUGAUAAAGUUGUAGAAAAUAAUAGAGAGGUUUUUAGAGCACAUAUAUUUCCUGAUGCUUCUGCAUAUGCGAAAGCGAAUAUGUUUAUUCAACAGGUGCCUAUAGGUAAUAAAUAUCGUCUACCAAUGAAAUACAAGAGUACAUAUGGUGAUAUUGAGAAAAAUGGUGGCAGUAGAACCAAACUGGGAUUGGGUGUUAAACAACUUAACAAGUUUAUCAACAAUGUUUAUGGGAAGCCAUUUGAUGCUAAGACAGAAGCUCAGUUUAUGCUUAUUGUUAUUCAAACGAUAGCAGAGGCAACACGAUUCAAGUAUAUUGAGAACAUGAUUCUGGCUAAGUUUGAUUCAUUUGAGAAUAAGCCCGACCCUAAAACGAUUGAAUUGGAAGUGAGUUGGCAGAAGAUCACGAAAGGAAUUAAGAGCUCUAAUGCGGAAGGGGAGAUUAAGCCAGAGCUAAUUUUAAAGGAUGCGAAGGGUAAAACUUGGAAAGUGAACAAAGUCAGUCAAAUUGCUCCAGACAUGGGUCUUCUCAAAUACGAGGGCUGAAAUACGAAGGCAAGUAAGCCUUGUACGGAGUAUAUGUAUGUUUUAUUGUUAGUAAUUGUGUAUGAAUAAGGCAGCAAUAAUGUAUUAUAACUCUUAUUAAUUGCUGCAUGUUGUAUGUAUUUGAUUCCAUAAUUAAUGAAAGCAAAUUUCUUAUUGAUA